Molecule: messenger RNA, 748 nt
Organism: Penicillium cinerascens
Lineage: Eukaryota; Fungi; Ascomycota; Eurotiomycetes; Eurotiales; Aspergillaceae
Product: mitochondrial 54S ribosomal protein bL17m
Exons: 2
Coding region: 41-748 (235 amino acids)
Biological process (GO): translation
Cellular component (GO): ribosome; mitochondrial large ribosomal subunit
Molecular function (GO): structural constituent of ribosome
Source: RefSeq, a predicted model, not a curated record
UUACCCCGCCCUUCUCCUUUCCCUACAAUAAUCUCCCACCAUGGCCGGCGGCGGAGGAAAAUACCGGCACUUGGGUCGCAAGUCCUCCCAUCGACAGGCCCUGCUCCGCAACCUGGUCACCUCGCUCUUCGAGAAUGAGUCGAUCACAACAACAUGGCACAAGGCCAAGGAGGCCCAACGAUUGGCCGACAAGUUGAUUACCUUGGGAAAGAAGAACUCGGAAGCUAGUCGGAGACGGGCCCUGGAGAUUUUCUAUAAACCACACGAAGUCAUCCCCAAACUCUUCGGCCCCCUCCGCGAACGCUACGCCGACCGACCAGGCGGCUACACCCGCGUGCUCCGCAUCGAACCCAAAGAGAAAUUCGAAUAUUACUCCGUGCGCCGCGGUGACAAGAACGCCGAACAGGAGCGCAAACCCGCCGAUCAAGCCCCCAGCGCCAUCUUGGAGCUCGUCGAUGGGCCCAAGGACAUGCGCUUCGCCAUGACUGCGCGUGCUGUCUCCCGCCAACGUGAAAUGGACUGGGACAUGAAUGAGAUUACUGAGCGCAACAUUCGUAAGGUCACCCAGUUCCGAAAGGGUGGUAUUGAUGCGCUUGAGGAUGCGGUGAGCAAGUUGAGCCUUAGCAACAGCAAGGUUCUUGAGGAUGUUGAGGGGGUUGAGAGUGGGUUGAAGGAGUUGUCGAAUCCCGAGGAGGAGAAGGCCGCUGAGCUCGCGGGCAAAGUGAAUGCUUUAAGGAACAAGGCUUAG